ACAAUUCGGUCUGCGCAUCGAGGACAGGGAGCGAGCACGGCGGACACGGAUUUUGCAGAAUUCGGCAGAUAUUGCAGCAAUGGGGAAGAGGAAGCCCGAGGAUGAUUUGGAAUCGGAGGAAGAGGAAGACGACGAUGAUGUGGUAGAAGUCAGCGGGGACGAGGACGAGGAUGACGAUGGGGAGGAGGAUUCGGAGUCGGGCGACGACGAGGAUGAUGAGGAUGAGGACGACGAGGACGAUGAUGACGACGAUGACGAGGAUGAUGAGGGAAGCGAUAGUGAAGGCGAGGACGAAGAGGAGAACGAUGGUCAGGCUGAUUUCGACGACGGGCUUAGUGGAAGUGACUUUGAUGAUGACCUUAUUCAGGACGAUGAGUUCGAAGGCGUUAGUGGCAGUGACAUCAGCGAUGGAGAAGCUGAGGGCCAGGAAGAUGCGAAUGGGGCGGAGAUGGGUGAAGAAAAAGUGGAGCAAAAAGGUGGCAUAGGAGGAGCCUUUGGCCGGGCUUUUAGUAGUAUUAUGAACAAGAAGGUUCCGAAAUCAGAGCUCACUCAUUCUUUGGGUCCAGUGCUAGCUGAGCGCAAGCAACUCCUGGUGAAGAAGCUCGAAGAAGAAGAGAACGAGAGAAAGAAGAAGACCGAUGUCAAGAAGAGAAAACGUGAGGAGCGGGAGAAGGGACACAGUAUACCUCAAACUUACAUGGAUCCUAAAGAAAAAGCUCUUAUAAAACUGGCUACGACUGGAGUUGUACGUCUCUUUAAUGCUGUAAGCAAAGCUCAAAAGGUGCAAGCAGACGCGGAUAUAUCAUCGAGCAAAUCUGCUAAAGCAACGUGGAAACAGAGCAAGCAAGCAUUUAUGACGCAAUUAAGGGGUGGUCCCAAGGACGAGACAAGACCUGUUGGGGGUCCGGAGAAAAGUGCAGAAGAGGAAGAGGCUGGCUGGUCAGCAUUGAAAGAUGACUUCAUGUUGGGAACGGCAAAGAUGAAAGACUGGGACAAAAAUCCUGAAGAUGUAGCCGUAUGAGGAGAGAUUUGAUUGAAACAUGUUCUAGACAUGUUUUACUGCUUCAUCGUUAUUUCACCAUCUGGACCUUUCUUGGAGCACACACGCUAGGACGAUUUUGACAGAUUCGGGAGUGAGCGUUUCCCACGUCUGUCCAUCUUUGGCAUAAGUUGUAUCAGUACAAGCUCAGUCAUUCAAAGCUGGUGACUGAGGAAAUCAGUGUUUACAUACGAAUUGAUAGAAAAACUAGGAUUAGAUGUGCUUACAUGUAGUUACACGUAACAGUCGUUUGUUUAUACAGACGACAGAAUUUUUCGACGAUCACACAUGAGUAAUAUGAGAAUCGUUUUCUGCGGCAAUCUUUUCAAACG
Messenger RNA from Marchantia polymorpha subsp. ruderalis, 1371 nucleotides. Lineage: Eukaryota; Viridiplantae; Streptophyta; Marchantiopsida; Marchantiales; Marchantiaceae. The record is from the annotation of a GenBank genome assembly.